UGCGGGUACCGUGAGGGGUUCUGCUCUCUCUGUGGGGGGGCGGUCGGCGGGCUAUCAGCAUGAGGGCGAUGUGGUUAAAGCGGCAGGCCCUCGUUCUGGCGGGGAUCGGACUCGUCUGCGGCGUCGGCUUGUUCCUGAAGAGCGGGUUAGAGGAUGCAGUGGCGGAUGACAAGGAGCUGGACACACAGCGCAUGAUCCGGACCUUCUCUGACCUGGAAGCAAGCAUCGGCAACCUCUCCAAUCUACUCAGCGCUUUUGGGAAAAAGCAGGAUGCCAUGCACAAAAUGCUCGAAGAGAACCGAGCCAGAGAGAGAAAAGCAGAGGUGGAACGGUCGCCCGUCCAAAAGCAACCUGAAGCAAAGAUCCAGGACAAAAAGGACGCUCCCAGAGAGAAAAAGUCCAACAAGCUGUUCCCCCACUCUGCCCUGUUCAAGGAGUGGGGGGAGAAUCUCUCUGAGGACGACCAAAGAGAGGCGCAGGGUUUGUUUGAGAACUAUGGAUACAACGUUUUUCUCAGCGACCACCUUCCUCUAGAUCGAGCUCUUCCAGAAACCAGGGAUCCAAGGUGUUUGAAAAAGAGCUACCCAAAGGACCUGCCAAGUCUCGGCGUGGUGCUGAUCUACCUGAACGAGGCCCUGUCUAUCAUCAAAAGGGCCCUGCGCAGCAUCAUCGACCGCACCCCUAAAAACCUGCUCAAGGAGAUAAUAAUGGUCGAUGACAAUAGCUCUAAUGAGGACCUGAAGGGGGACCUUGACAUUUACGUGACGGCACUUGAGCAGCAGAACCCAAAUGUCCGUAUUGCAAGAGUGAGGCACAACAAGCAGCGGGGCCUUGCCUACGCCAGGGCGUCUGGGUGGAGGGCUGCUACAGCAGAUGUGGUAGCUAUCCUGGAUGCACACAUCGAAGUUCAUGAGAUGUGGGCUGAACCCCUGCUGACACAGAUCAAAGCUGACCGAACAGUGGUGGCGUCCCCCGUGUUUGACAGAGUCAACUUUGAUGACCUCAAGGUUAUUCAGUACCUUCCAGCGGCACACGCCUUCGACUGGGCUUUAUGGUGCAUGUAUGAGGGUUUUACACCUGAGUAUUACAAACUCAAUGACAGCUCAUUGCCUGGAAAGAGUCCAUCCGUCAUGGGAAUCCUUGUCGCUGAAAGGAAGUUUCUAGGAGAAAUUGGACUCCUCGAUGAAGGAAUGAAAGUGUACGGCGGAGAAAAUGUUGAGCUGGGAAUUCGCGUGUGGACCUGUGGAGGCAGUGUUGAAGUAGUUCCAUGCUCCAAGAUCGCCCACAUAGAAAGGUACCACAAGCCCUACAUGCCUGACCUGAGCCCUGCCAUGAAAAGAAAUGCCCUGAGGGUAGCAGAAGUCUGGAUGGAUGAAUACAAACACAACAUCAACUUGGCCUGGAACUUGCCAUUUGAGAACCACGGAAUUGACAUUGGGGAUGUCUCAGAGAGGAAAAAACUCAGAGAAAGGUUGAACUGUAAACCUUUCAAAUGGUACCUGGAAAAUGUGUAUCCUAAGCUGGAUCCCUGGGACAACCUACUUGCCUAUGGAGGACUGAAGAAUCUUGAUGCUAACAUGUGCAUCGACCAAGGCCCAGUGCCAGGUCACACACCCAUCGCCUUCCACUGCUUCUUCUAUGGACCCCAAUUCACUUAUUAUCGUGCAACUGGUGAGCUCUACAUUGGCGGCAUCAAGUCCCACAAGUACAAUGACAACCGCUGUUUAACUGACACCGGGAAAAAAGAAACUGAGCCUGGCCUUUACAACUGCAAAGAGGCUAUGCAGAAAGGCAUGGGGAUUUACUGGGAUUUCACUCAGGGCAAAGAACUGAAGAACAGGGAGACAAAAAGAUGUCUGGAAAUAAAAAAAAAACAACUUCUGAUACAGGAAUGCUCAGGCCAAAGAUGGGAAAUCCAAAAUAUAAUCAAAGCUUUCUGAAGUAUAUGUAUUACCAACGAGAAGUUCACUUCUCUGCUCAUAGGUCAGCGGAUGACAACACCUGAAUGUGUAAAAUGUAAAAGAAAGUCAGUGACAUUUGACCACUGCUGUGACUCCUGUAUUGUUUGAAAUGCAUUUGGGAUGGGAAAAGC
Molecule: messenger RNA, 2092 nt
Organism: Chelmon rostratus (copperband butterflyfish)
Lineage: Eukaryota; Metazoa; Chordata; Actinopteri; Chaetodontiformes; Chaetodontidae
Product: probable polypeptide N-acetylgalactosaminyltransferase 8
Exons: 11
Coding region: 60-1940 (626 amino acids)
Cellular component (GO): Golgi apparatus
Source: RefSeq, a predicted model, not a curated record